AGCCGGGUUUUGAAGAUGACAUCUGUUCUUGAUUUAAAUUAUCGUAUUGAUGAAAAUGAUAUAUUUGAAACAGCAAAAGAUAUAAUAAUGAAAGUAAAACCCAGUUGGAAUCGCAGUAAUUUAAAUUUCAAGGUCUUUGACGAGGGUAUAACAAAUAAACUGAUAGGAGUUUUUCAAGAAUCCAGUAUUGGACAGGCUAAAGAUGUUGUUCUCAUUAGAGUGUAUGGUGAAAAGACUGACUUAAUCAUUGACAGAAAUGCAGAAAAGAAAAAUAUGGCUGAACUUUUUGAGGCAGGUCUGUGUCCACCAUUGUAUGCCACCUUUGAGAAUGGUUUGGCGUAUGGAUUUGCUCAAGGAGUGACAUUAGAUGAGAAGACAGUGAGGGAUGAAACUAUCAGAAAACUUAUUGCAAAAGAGAUGGCAAGACUUCACACUGUGCAGCCGAAACACAUAUCCAGCAAAAGUAGUGCCAUGUUUGACAAACUUAGAGCAUGGUUUAAAAUAAUUCCAGAAAGCUUUUCUAAACCAGAAAUGAAUGAUAAGUUUAAGAAAAAGAUUCCAUCAAAGGAAAAACUAGAAGCAGAAUUAUUAGAACUAGAACAGUGCAUAGAGGGCCUGGGCUACCCAAGUGUGUUCUCUCAUAACGAUCUCUUGCUCAAAAAUAUCAUCUACAACAAAGAAGAAGGAAAAGUGACUUUUAUUGACCAAGAAUAUGGAAUGUACAACUAUCAGCCUUUUGAUAUUGGCAAUCACUUCUGUGAAUAUGCAGGAAUUGGCGAUGUAACGGAUUACUCCCUGUAUCCAGAGGAGGAGUAUCAGUUGUCAUGGAUACGGGAGUACCUGGAGGAGUGGUCCAAACUGACCAGUGGCCCCGCAGUGACCGAUACAGACGUCAGGAAAAUGUACUGUGGUGUAAACAAAUGUGCACUGGCAGCUCACUUCUUUUGGGCAGUGUGGGGAAUCAUCCAGGCCAAAUUUUCCAGCAUCGAUUUUGAUUAUUUAGAGUAUGCUGUUAUUAGAUUUAAUGAAUAUUUUGCAAGAAAGGAGAAGUUUCUUGCCCUUCAGUGAAAAAUAUUCUAUUUUGAUCAUACC
Molecule: messenger RNA, 1092 nt
Organism: Saccostrea cuccullata (small rock oyster)
Lineage: Eukaryota; Metazoa; Mollusca; Bivalvia; Ostreida; Ostreidae
Product: ethanolamine kinase 1-like
Exons: 8
Coding region: 16-1068 (350 amino acids)
Biological process (GO): phosphatidylethanolamine biosynthetic process
Cellular component (GO): cytoplasm
Molecular function (GO): ethanolamine kinase activity
Source: RefSeq, a predicted model, not a curated record